Molecule: messenger RNA, 26413 nt
Organism: Porites lobata
Lineage: Eukaryota; Metazoa; Cnidaria; Anthozoa; Scleractinia; Poritidae
Source: the annotation of a GenBank genome assembly
AUGGCUUUUACUGAGAGCGAAAAACAAACGGAAUGGGAGGACACUUUUGUAGAAUUCUAUGACCGAAGAAAUGAAGGAAUCGCGGUGAGGAGAAUGGUUCCGUCAGAUCACUAAAUAAAAAGAGGGGUGUAUUUAAGGCAGCUAAGAAUAUCAAGGUUGCCUUUGAAAAAUAACGUUAAGUUUUGUUUACUCGUAGUAUUGGAUAGCAGAGAUAGCAGAAAUUAAACGGAGAAAAGAGUCGGAGGAUCGGCAGGAAAAGAGGAAGAAAAGGGAGCUAUAUGCUUGGAAGAUCGUUGAUGACCAGGUGAGAGAACUUGAGGUGUUUUAAUCAAUUAACUUCUACAAUUUAGAUGGAAGUGCCUCACCACAAUUCUAUGCGGGAUUCAUCCAAAAUGAAUUUUUCUCCCUGCGAAAAGAGUCGGUUAGAAAGGAUACCUUGGCACCGCGCCGUAGUCAUUGAUCUUGAGGAAGAGAUAACGGAUAUUCAUAAAGGCCACCAUCAUAAAUAGCUAUAGAUAAGGCAGCUGUAAAAUGCUUAUAAUAAAUAUUCAACUUUUGAUUAUUUGUUUCAGUGCAUUAACCAAUGCCGGUAGCCUAACUGCUUUAGUUAUCGACAUCAGGCAUAUUACACAAACUUGCUUGGCUUGAGCAGAAAACUAUCGCGAUAGUCAAGUACCUAUAGUUUACUAUAUCACGACCCUCUUCAAACAAAAUAGAACCAAACCACCCGAGUAUAUCUGAGGAAAAAAUACACUUAGUUAGGAACCCCUCGUACUGAUAUUCAGUUACUAAAACACUUUUAACCUCGCACAGUUUGCUCAAGCUAAAAAUUGGAAAUUUCAAUUUUAAGAGGCUUUAUAUUCCUUCAAAAACCGUUUCACAAACUUGUUUCCUCUGAGGCCUCAGUGUUAAUUCCAGUUUUUCGAAGCUUUAGAAAUUUAAAGGAAUGGUUAAAAAGUCAGCAAAUAAGUCAAACAAAGUAACACUUUGGCAAUGCCACUUAGAAACAAGGAAAAUAACUAAACUCAUCUAUCAAUUCUAAACGUUUGCCCGUGCUUUAUGAACAACAGUAAUUUUUUCUUUAAUCACUACCGCUAUAGUAGGCAUCGUUACUUUUUUCCAUAAAAGGCAAGACUUUGAAUUUGUCAAAUAAGGAAACCUAAACAAGCUCCGCUUCCCGGUGGGAGAUUAAAACUCGUAAUAACGGGUCCUUUAAAUAGAUUGUCACAUGGCUCCCAGGGGGUAUACGUUCAGUAAUCCAUAUCAAAACAUUUGAGUUUUGUUCAAAUUUUGCUAUCGCUCCAAUAAACCCUAAAACCCUUUUAAUAUUUAGUUUACAGUAAUUUCAAUUUACGCUAUCAAAUUAUAAAGUCUGUAGCUUACACUACAAUCCUAGCCUGCUGGCAAACUCGCGAGAGAACUGGCAAGCGAACGACGAAGAGCGUUUUUUCUUCCCAGCAUCCUCAUGCCAAGCACAAAGCAUCAUGGGAAGGGAAGAACUAGCCAACUCAUCCAUCACUGAAGUUAUGAAUGUAUGAAAAUCAUAUAUGAGAACUGCGGGGUGAAGAAUUAUAUGAAAGAAGAUCAUCGCAGUUAUAGACGCACUGCAGUAGCGAAAAGGCUUUCAGGCUUUCUUUUCGCAACUGCAAAGUUACGUCUAUAACUGCGAUGAUCUUCUUUCAUAUAAUUCAUUCGUCACUGUCCCGUCGUCUUUUACGCAUAAAGAGAGAGACUUUAGUGAAAGAGGCAGAAGUUCCCCAUUAUAAAGUCAUAUGAUCGAGAAAAAGUUAAAUGAGCUGCUCAGCACCUAGAAGGCGGUCGGGUAAAAUAAUACUGAAAUUUCUAAAGCACAGGCGAAAAUACUUUCGCCAUGAUAUUGGAGGGCAGUAACAGCAGUAACACAACCAGAUGUCUGCAGUAGCAGGUCAUUCGUAAUGAUAUAAAAUUUUGCUAUUCACGUUGACCCGUUUUCUUUGCACUUUCGCUUUAGAUCGUGCCUUGGGAUCUUGCAACUAAAGGAUUCUUCUUUAGUGACGAAGUUUACAUUGUACUGAAUCGCACUGACAUUCAGUCAACAAAAGUACCAGAGAGGGUAAGGAUGCUCUGUAAUUUAAAACAGAGAAUGGAGAAUAAGGUUUUGCUUGAUUUUGAUGCUGUCAGUGACAUUAACUCUUUCUGGCGUGGAACACCAUAAAAUGCCAUAAUUAGGGCCAUUUAUACGAGGGAAAAUAAGACGCGAACUGCACCAUUUAAACAAGCAUGUCUUAUUUAAGUCUUCUGUAUACUUAAACUUACUUUUUAAGUGUUAGUUUAAAAUACGAAGAUAGCAAUUUGAUUAGUAAAGGGUCAGUAAAUAUAAAUUGUGAUAGUUUAAAGUUAAAAGGGUCUACUUACACCGGCAGAUGUCACGCAUUUGUCUAGGAGGUCUAUUAUCGCCUUCUCCUUACAUAAUAACAAAAAAUCUUUUCCUCUGCGAUGGACCAAGUGUUUCUUUUUACCUUUAACAAAGUGCUCAUUGUAUUUUAGCAAAGAAAAAAAUAAAGCAGAAUAGACAAGGACACGAAAACGAGUUGUAAUUUGUAAACAAUUUUUCCCCGCCAGUGGCCUGCCAGUCCACCGUGGGGCAAGCGAUAAUUUUCCCGCCAAAAAUUAACGCAUGCGUACUAUGCGUUCGCGUCUUAUGUAAGACGCGAGCGCGAAGGUCAUUUAUACGAAGUUUUUCUCGUCUUAGUUAAGACGCGUCUUAUCUAAGAACAGGUGUUAAGGGCUGUUCUAAAAUAAGACGCGUCUUCGCUAAGUCGCUUCUUAUUUUAGACGAAAUGUGCCGUUUAUACGGAAAGUUCGAGUCUUAUUUAAGACGCGUCUUAUUUCAGGAGCGGAUCUAGACGACCCCUGAGAUGACCUGCGGUUUUCUAAUACAACUGGUAUUCUGCCAAAAAAAAACUAUGUGGUUUAUUGGUGUUGACGUAGAGCAAGAGACGAGUGCACCCCCUCCUAAAAAAAAAUCCUGAAUCCGCCCCUGUAUUUUUCCUCGUAUAAAUGACCCUAUGAGUUUUAGAAUUUCAUGACCUCAUUACAGUCGAACCUCUCCACAAUGGCCACCUUGAAGACAGAAGAAAGUGGCCGUUGCAAGGAGGUACGGGGGAAAUAUGUAAUAUGUAUGGCGAGGGACACAAACUUGGACCCCACCAUACAAACGUCUAUAAAUUUUCGCAACUUUGCAGAGCUAUUUCGUGAUCUUUCUUCGUUCGCUUACUAAGACGUAUCACUUUCAAAUUUGGCAAUGUUACUAAUAUUAAGGCGCUCUUUCCAGUGGUGUCAAAGGAUUUUCCUUAACUGGUUCAUUUCAAAAGUUGGAAAACCAUGAAAAGGUCUAUUACACCGACCAAUAAGGACCGCAGUGUCUUUGGCUAGUCAGUGGAUAAUACCCACCACUAACCACCUUCACUUCGGUGAAUAAUUGUCAUAUAUUACAAUCUUUCGGGAGUGGGGUUUUAGUCACGUGUCAGCGUGCCCGUCCCUCUCUAGUACUUUCAGUUUUUCUAGAUACAUUUGUAACUUUAGUGCACAAGGGCAUUAUUGAUGGAUAAAAAAGUGUGGUUGUAUUUAUUAUCACCUUCCUAAAAUCUAAUGGCAAAGUUCUGUUUUUUUAAAGAGGCUUCAAACACCUGAUGAUAUUUACUGCUGGGUAGGGAAGUCGGCAAGUCAUCAUUCGUACAGAACUGGCCUCUACAAUGCUGUAGCUCUGGACGAAGCGGUAAGCCUUGCAAUUCUUUGUCAACUUAUUGCAGUGAUUUAAGGUGACACAUAAUUAUGGUCUUGACUUCUCUGAAGGAGUUUAAUCGGGAAAGGAAAGAGGGAGUUAAGGCGGGCAAGAACGCAAUAGCGCGCAUUUCUUUUUCUUUUUUCUUCUUCCUCGCGCGUUCAUCGUGUUUUCAUUCCCCUCAAACGCCUGUCCCGCAAGCUAUUGGCCCGGAUACACAACGCGUUUUGAGCGAGGCACGUCAACAGAAAGUGGACGUUUUUCGCUAUCGGACAGUUGUUUUGCUCAAAUGUUAGAGCAAAUCGAGUCUGUAAGAGUAAAGACACAUAGCCGGAAUAUACAAAUUUGAUAGCAUUAAGCCAUAUAAAAAGGGCAAAGGCCUCACGUUAGCUUGACGUGCGUCUUUGCUUAAGCUUUAGAUUACGUUUUAAACGACCUCGCAAGCGAUGCUUCCUUUCAUCCCCUGAUACUGUUGUUGAAAACAUCGUGCUUCAUUCACCACUCACACAUUACCCAUAAUACACGUUUUACCCCCCUCCCCCAUCCACCCUCCUCCCGAGCAUUUUGCAAUUUGCAUUUGAACGUCAUUUCUAUGGUGGAUAAGAGUACAGACCCAGAAAUUCUAACCCUCCCGUUUUGGUCUUAAACCUCUCGUAUUCGGCGAAUACUUCCGGCCUCCUGUUUUCGGUUAUAAAAUAUUCUCCCGGUUUUUUGAAACUCUUCCUAGCCAAAGAAAGACAAUGUUGUCUUUGUCUAACCAGUCUUUUUUGCACGAUUGUUUGCCGUUUUUCUGUGGUUUGUUGGCCAUUUUUACCCUUUUGGCAUCCGAGCAUUAACCUGCGAAAACUUUGGACGCGGUAAUGCACUGGAUUGCCUCGACUUGGCACAAGAAAUUGUAUCUUAGAGGCACAUAUCCCAAGAGGCUCACGCCUUCGGCGCUGGGUGGGCGCGGCUAUGUCGUUCUAAAAACCUACCCUUUUUUAGUUGACAGGGUUGGAAUCUCUGCAGACCUUGGAAAAUUGUUGACGAUUUGUUAAAUACAUGCAGUAGCAUUAAUAACAAAAGAACUUCAGCACUUAUCCAUAUAAAUACUAAUAAAAACGAGGAAAAUUGGAUCAGUUGCUUAAACUGAUAACACAUUAUUCCUGCAUGUUCUUCACAGUUGGAAGGAGUGGCAAUUGUUCACCGAGAGGUGCAAGACUUCGAAUCCAAACGAUUUUUAAAUGGAUUUGAAUUCUACACGGUGCUUAAAGGAAGGUACGAUAGAAAGAUAAUUCCAUGAAGUUCUGUCUUUUUUCCCUUUGUUAAACGAUAACAGAGUAAUACAAAAGCAAAAAGGGAUAUAUUUACUUUUCUAGUGUUGUAAGACGUUUAUUCUCGAACGAACCUUUCAGGACACAUAAAAGAAGACAGAAAUGAGAAACAAACUUAAACAGUCAACUUACCAAAAGUAACAACUGUAUAUUAUGCACUUGAAAACCUUCCAUUGCACGUAAAAGACACAAAACCUACGACGCAUAAAAAUUAAUGAAAUGCCGUUUAGUUGUACCUUACUUACAUAUAGCACUUAGUCAUUAAUUUACCGGCAUAAUUCGCUGGUCCCGUGGGUUUAUGUAUACGCUCCGCAUCCCUUGACCUACCCCCGCAUCCUCGCCCCUAUCCCUUUGGUCCGCCAAAGGUGGUGGGGGGGGGGGCAAGGUAAUCUUAUUGAGGGACAACCAUAUCGAAGCUUUCUCCGCCGCAGAGGUGUCUAUUUCUGUCGUAGGAAGACUGAAGAGAGAAGAAGAAAGCGCGCGGUUUUCCUCCUUACCAUCGUCCCCCGCACGCUUUCUAUUUUCUUGAUAUUGCGAUACCCAGCCGGAGCAUCUGCAGCGGAGAGAGAUAUCACAGCGAAUAAGGGUACCCUUUAUAGUCCACGCGUUUCGUUUGACGCCGGACGCCGGACGCAACGUCCGGUUGUUGGACCACAACGUUUUUUUUUAAUCAAAGAUAUAUUUGACCCUUAGUUUACCCUUAGUUUACUCAAGUUUUUAGCGCAUUUUUUACAGCUUAAAAGACCCUCCCGGUUAUUUAUUAAGUUCAGCUCCGAUCUUAAACCUUCCUCCGGCACUCAAUGCUCGCGCCUGCUGCAAGAAUAGUGCAAAUCCAGUAGCUAAACCUCUGCUCCGGUAAUUCCAAAUGUUACCGAAAACCCUGUUAUACGACCAUUUAGGUACUGUUUCCGAAAUUUACGACGUUUACAUUUGACUUUCAAUCAGAUCUGAUGGCUUGGACAAUUGUGAUCUGCAUACCAAGUAUAAAAAGCGACUCCUUCGCGUCACAGGGCCACUGGGGGUGAGUAAAUGAAGCAACUUUAAAACAGGCCGCAAGAUGAGGCUGAUUUCAAAGAGACUUAAAACAAUCUCAGGCUCAACAACAGCUACAGCAAGCUGUUUUUUCACGGUCAAACAGCGUGGUUUUCGAUUGAGUAUCGUAAAACAAAAAGGAUAGAGGGCCACGAGUUUACUAGUUUCUGUAACUAUUCCUUGCUACCCUCUUUAAAUAAAGUGUAUUAUUAUUACUAUUGUUAAGGAUCAUAACUUGUCAAAUCGCAACAUGUGUACAAAAUCCAGUAAAUCCAUGAAAACUCACAUGAAUUGAAGGUAGUACACCACGGCAUGUCUAGGGUUGGGAGAGCGGGUCACUGGACAUACUCCAGAGAUGUUUUAGACAAAUGCAAAACGAGUGGCGCUAAAAUACACAUCCCUGAGAACUUUAAGAUAUCUAUUGAUAUGGAAAUAUUCUUGUUUUAUUCCCGAUACAAAAAAAGCGGGAAAACUUUACGAUAAUAAUUCCAACUCGUCUAAUGAAGUAAUACCUAUAUAGGGAAAAGAGGAGGAGGAAGGGGGAGGGAGAGGGAAAGCAUUAACCAAAAGGGAACCAAAACAACAAAUAAUUAGGACGAAAAAUAUUAGGAUCAUUAGGUAAAAAAAAGCAAAGGUAACAAGUUUCUUUACUAUCUGUUAAACGCUUUACAUUUUAUAAAAAGGCUUACAAGUAGUGAAAAUAUUGCGCACUCACCCUUCAGGAAGAAACAUAUCCUCGGUGUGCAACCACGUGACAUGUUGGCUGACUAAACAAUUCAAUUUUGUUCGCAGAAUUUGCGUGAAAAAAGAGUUUAGAUCACAGUAGAAGGAAACACCAUUGUUCUUGUCAAGAACAUGACCGCCCGUGACAACAGCUGCAAUGAAACAAGCAAUAGGCAACUGAUUAAUUCCCUUAAGGAGCUACAGAGAGAAGAAGUCGUUAUGCCACGUUGCCAUGGUAGCAAAAUUUUCUGGAUCUUAACAAAGCGUGGUCCUGCAAACAUGGCAGAAAAAACCGAGAAAGUUGAUAUGCAUUACUUUCCUGUGCAUGAUUGCAUUCAUGAACCAAACGGUAGCCCACACUAUUCUUCCAUCACUGCACAUUGCAAAUGGUUUUAUCUGUCAAGAAAGGUUGUUAAGAUCUAGAGAUUUUGUUACCACGGCAACGUGACGUCACACUUUUCCUCUCUAUUGGGUCAUGAAUUUCAGAUGUAGUAAAAUUUCUUUCCAAUUAAAAAUAUUAUGUUUUCAUUUAAAUUUCAGGGAACCCUUUGUAUCCGUGAGACAUCUAUGAAGAGAGGAGCAAUGAGGGAAUCCAAAGAUUUGUUUAUCCUUGAUAAGGGCUUGACAAUAUACGUGGUAAUGUGUCAUUCAGUGAAUAAUCCCCUGCCUAUAAUCGGUAAAUCCACAAAGAAGGAAUGAACAAACCAGUAUUUGCUAUGUAGACAAUGCUUUACAUUUACCUGGCUCCAUGGCUCAUUUCUCAGGUUUCUUUGUACCUAAAGGUUACCAGAGUAACUUCCGGUGCCGGAGAAAGAUCCUCCUUACAACUGAAUAAUAGUAGAUCCCGUAUUUAGCCCCCUCUCUUAAAUAGGUCCCCCCUCCCUAAUAAUUCUUCCUUUUCAGGCGAAGAAAGUUAAUAAGCGCCACCCUCUCCUCCCCUCAUCACUCUUCUCUUUUUGAUCCCGGCUGGGUUGCCCCCAACUUCUUGUACUUGUCCUUUUCCACUUUGCAUUCCAGUUCUUUAUGGAAAACUGAUACCACCAUUUCCGCUAAAUAAAAUAAGCCCCUCUCAAAAGGCUCAGCCGUCGCUAUCAAGCUCCCCCCUCAAACACUUUUGAAAUAAAUAGGCCCCGGGGGGGUUAAUAGAGGAUUUACGGUAGUUAAAAAGCCUUUCGUUCUGAACGAGACUAACCUGCGUUCCAGGUGGAGAAGCAAUGUUGAGUGCAACUUCAGGAACGCUCCUACAUGUUAAAUGGGCGUGGAAAAACGAGGUCUAUGCUCGUGAUUCUGACAAAUACGCUUGUGAAAUUCCUACCUAUAUUCAAGGACACCAAUUACGAAAGCAAAAAAAAAAACUGUUUGAUGAGCCGAGGUUUGGGGGCUUGCAGCCCGCCAUAUGAUUGUAAUUUACCUUUUACUUGAUGAUCUGUCCCUUGAGCUCGUAAUUUCUGACAGAGAAUCUGUAAAAACAAAACAUAUGCCGGUGGUUUGAAACAGCGGCGAAAUGAACGGACUCUGUUUGAAUAGUUAUCCUAUGGUUAAAGGUAACAGCAACUUCUUUGUGAAAGAGAAUAAAUAGGAAAAAAUAAUCAUGAAAAAGGAUUUGGAUCGAAUAUUGAAGAUCCGCGAACUCGGUGACCCAAAUCAGCAAAUGUUAAAGUUGUUUAAGCAAACGGUAUACAAUCCAACUGGGUGAUUCCGAUCGUAUAAUAUCAGCACUUUUUCCCCAGGAUGACUCGCUGGAAUACAAGACACCCCUCGCCGCCCAACACUGGUUGAUUUAGAUACUCAGCUAGCACUCUCUCACAUAAUCAGUGAGCUGAUUUAUUAUAAUGUUCUUGUAUUCUUAGUGGGUCGGCAGUGGAUUAACAGAUUCAGAGCUCAAAGUCAAAAGAGCAAAAGAAUACGCCGAAGGAAUUAAGGUAAUGAAACAAAAACACCUAGAGUCAUCAACGUGGCUAGGCCCCGAGUUUAGUUCGCUUAUUCCUGAAGUUAGGAUUUACUGCACGCCUACCUACCCGCCCAGAGGUCUGGCUCUACUAGUCUGGUGGACCAACCAGGCGGCUGUCUUAUAAUGCUUCAAUCCAUCAAAUUUCUUAUGCCGCUGUUUCCUUUUUUUAAGGCAGAGCGCAAGGACAGGGGCAUCAGAGUUGGUACAGUCCGUAAGUUCAAUUUCCAAUUUUUUACCUCUAACUGAUAAUAGUCCCAAACGUUUUACACUUUGCGGUCGUAACAAUUCUAACCAGACUUCAAUGUUGAAAAUGCCCUAAAGAAAUCGAUCCAUCCAUUCUUGCGUCUGUUUGUCCAUACCUACCCUCUUACUCAGGCCUUCUCUGCAUCAAAUAUUCAUCCGUCGAUCCGUCCGUUUGUCUUUCCCUCCCUCCCUCCGUCCCAUUGCUGUCCAUCCCUCUGUCAAUCCGGUCAUCGAUGAGUCCGUCCGUCCCUCCAUCUGUCAAUCCGUCCGUCUUUCUUUCUGUUUGUCUGUCCAUCCUUCCGUUUGACCCUCUGCUCGUUCGUUUGUCCGUUUCUCUGUCCAUCUCUACGUCGCCUUGACCGUUUGUCCUUCCGUCCCUUUGUCCGUCUAUCUGUCCGUCCGUCUGCCCAUCCAUCCAUCAACUAAUGAGUCUCUUACGAAUAUUUUCAGAUUGUCCUUGAUCACUCACACUAUAGACUUUAUUUAGACAACAAUACCGUUCUUUUCGCAUUGCACACGGUUUGCCUAGUAGGCCACACUGUCAGAGAGUCACAGUAUAGCCUGUAAUGUGUUGUGUGUGAGUAAACUUCACUUUUUCCAAGACUACUUUAACUUAUUUUCGUUCUUGUCUUUUAAGAUGAGAAUGAUGAGACGUUGGAUAAAACUCACGAAUUAUACUGGGAGUUCCCUUAUCAAGCGAAAAAACCUAUUCAAGCAAAAAAAUGGAAACCCCCACAACAGCCACAACGCGAGGUAAACUACGACGCCUUCUGUGCGAACUGCUUUUGCAGGUUUUGUCCAGUGCAAAUGUAAGAAGCGAAUAACUAUUCAAAGUUAAUGACAGCGUCAUAGAGUAUAUAUAUCAUACGUGGCAGAAAAUGAGUAAACAAAUUUGCCGCAAAUGCACAUUCCCACCAUUGCUUUGCAAAGAAAUGUUUCAACAGCAUUGAAAAAGUAAGGUCGGAGGAAAUUUAUGUUCUAACGUUUUCUAGUAUAUAAUAGAGGAUCAAAAGGUCUCUGAAUAGGGGAAAUACAUACGUCAAAGUUCUCUUUUAAAGAGGUAAAAAGCUUCUUGUAUUUGUUUGACGAUAGACACCUGAUCCUAGCUUGGAUUGCAUUACUGAAGCGUUACUGAACCAAAAUUUGUUCCUUUUUUUUUGUCAAGGCUGGCCCAGGUCUGCAUGUGUUCCUAGGACAGAAGCUGAAUAGAAAGAUGUUUCAAGUGAGACUCUUGUAAGUGUUUUUAAAAAACAUUCAUAAGGAUUUUUCACUGCAUUUUAUAGCAGUUUCGAUACAGCUGCAAAUAUCUACCCUCUCUUCUACGCAGAGGCUCUCGCUGGGCAUUCCAAUAAAACUCGAAAUAAUUAAAAAAUAGUAAGCGCUUUCUUUUCCCCCCUCCAACUUAGUCCAGUUCUAAACGUGAGCUCUUAAAUUGGCUUUAUUAACUCAGUUAUUCAGAAACGUUUUUGGAGAACCUUUAAAACAUUCUGGGAGCUGCGAGUCUAGCAGGCUGGAAAAUCAUUGAAUUUUCUAAAAAAAUGCUUGGCAGCUUACGCCUCCUCCCCCUUCUCUUACAAAAAAUGCUGAGCACAGAAAUUCAGCUUAAAAACCUGAGUAUUUAUUACAUAUUGGACUUGAGCAAUAAAUGAUCUAGGAAAGGCUCGAUACUAGCACACGGAUAUCCGCUGAUCGCAACAUAACGCACUGCACUGCUUACUUUACGAACAAAAUGCAAAAGAUCUUAAUGUGUUCUCUAUCUUUGUGACUCUCAAGGAAUCCCGUUGCCCGCCGAGAUCAUGACUUUCGUUUCCAGGAAAAAUGUCAAGGAGAAGACGUUUGCCUGAGGUUAAUGGAUUCCAAAGAAGGUCUGUUAAUACAUGAAUUGGGUACUUCCCACUGAUAAGAGAAAAACUCCACAUGGAAAAUUCCUUUUUGGGCCAGUUCCAAGCAAAUAACGCGAUUUCAGUUUGGUAAUCGAAUUGGGCGUUUGGAAUGCGUCUUUUUUUCGUGUAGAUGGGGGAAUUUCUUGGUAGCAUGGUCGGUUGGUACAUACUCAAGCUCCUAAUCUUACGCAAAGAAGGAAUGAAUGAAUUACUAAUAGUCGCAUUACUGAGCAUGCGUAUUAUUUCGGGCGAUAACUGUAAUGAUGCGCCAUCUUGAUCAUGUUUUCAACUCCUCGCAGGCGCUAAGAUGGGAAGGAAAGAAUCGUUUAGUUACGAAAGAGAACGGCGCACCUAAGGCGCAGCAAAGCACUUGUUCGGUAUUUUCAAAAGUUUUCAUACCUUUUAUCAUGUUUUAAAGCUUUUUUUUAUCUCUUUACACUUUCUCCACGAACUUUGCGAUUCAUGAGAGGAGAUAGCUACCGUUACUAUGCGACACCUGUUUAAGCUGUUUCAAGGGAGGCGAUUUCACACUCUUUUGUCGCAGCUAAUAUCAGCUGUUUAUUGCAUUUAAUCUGUUUUUGUUUUAAUUGCAGUUUACGUUGUUCAUGUGAAAGAUUCUGAGGAGCAUGUGUUUAUCCGGGUUGGCAAAUCUUCAUGGAUACGAGAAAAGGGAAAUGGUUUGAUUGUUGGUCAUGUGAGUAUUACAGUGGCCAAUGGCUUUGUUUUGGUAUCCAAUGAUUAUCGAGGAUAUGCGCGCGUGACCUAGCGUCAUUUUGAAAUGCAGAAUGCGCUGAAAACUUUCAGUCACAUUUCGUUGUCCUCGUCCUAGCCUGCGUGGCGGGAGUUCGAAAGGGAAAGGGAAAGGAAUUAGGGCGCGAGACCGCGCGCGAGGAAGGAAGGGAACGCCCCGCGCGCUCUCGCCCGCCCAAAUUCCCCCUUCCCCGUUUAACGCCUGCAGCCACGCAGGCUAUCCUCGUCCUGGAAUUUAAUGUUCCCUAAUGUCCUUAGUCCUGUUAACAAUAACAGGUGUGUUUUUAAAGUCCAGUAUAAAGAGAAGUUUCUAAGAGAUUCAUGGGUCCACGUGCAGCCGCAUCACAGCGCACUCUCAGGAUUAGGUAAUUGAGAAGAGAAAGACCUCGGAAACUAGAGAUUGUCCUUUUCGUGCAUUAGUGAACUUACGCAACAGGACGGGAGAGGAAAGAAGACGGUAAAGCUUGUUUCUCCGUCUUUUUGCGAAGAAACCAGAGGUGGCGUCGAGUAAAGUAGGCUGUUUUCUCAGGCUAAUUCACAACAAAAUGAGAUUUUUCUAGUGGAAUCAGCCUGGGUUGUGGAUCUCCUUCUAAGCACCUCUCGUUGAGUAGUCUCACGACAUAAGCCGGAUGAUACCGCAUAUAUGGUAAUAAUGUGCGACAAGUUACCACAUUUGUUGUGUUUUUUUUUUCAAAAUCGACAGGAUUAUCUGAAGGACGAAGAGUUGACAUUCGAAAGACACUCUGGAAUCCCCAUUACUGUCGUUAAAGAAGAGCAGUUUUCAAUUCAACUCCAGGCCGCCAUUGGAAUAUAAGUAAGCCACCCCUCGAAGCAGGGUUAACUGAAAUAACCAGCGUGAGCAUUAUAAAUGGCCUUCGAACACAUGAACUGGGCGCAGAAUAACUAGUGUUGUUAUAUAGGUGGCUCCAGUUGUUCAAAAAAUGGAUAGCGCUAUCAACUGGAUCAAUCACUAUCCAGUGGAUAACGCAAUUGGUUUUCGUACUACUUAUCCGCUCGAUAGCGAUUUAUCCGGUGGAUAGCGCUUUUUGAAAAACUGUGGCCUGGAAUUUUUAUUCCCAACAGCGCGCUCUCUCAUUGGUUACUUCGAGGUCACAUGACAUCUAACAAUGAAACUGUUUCCCGCCAAAAUCUCUGAGCGGGCAACAUUACAAAAUUGAUGACUUAAGAGGGUAACUGUGCACUGUUACCCGCAAAUUUUGACAGUCAACCGCCGUUACAGCAAGGUUUAAUGAAUUUCCAGCUAUAUAACAAACCACUUAAUGACUCGUUCCACAGGAAAAAGGUUAAUUUUGGGUGAAUUUAUUUGCAAAAUACGCUUAUAGCUGUUGCAUUUGCCCGUUGGUACUUUUUAUUGUUUUUAAGCUCAAAAAAGAUGACGUUUUACAGAACAUUUAACUUAACCCAAAAGAACUAUUUUUGCGGGGCCUUGUUGUCGGCCAUUUUAAUACCCUAUCAGUAUCAUAUACUUAUAUUAAUGAAUUUAAGUUGCAUUAUUAUCGUAUAGAACGAGUUCUAAACAGCGCUGAUUACUCGAUUUCUCUUUUUAUCAGUAUAAACCCAUCAGACAUAUUCAUGAAGACAUUGGUCGAGGCAGUUUAAUUCGCAGUUUGCCAAGAUGGGGCCAAGAUGAUCGAAGAAGGGAAUUUAUCAGCUUCUUGAGGAAAUGUUUAUUUAUAGGGUGUUUUUGCGGUAAAUAAUGGUGUAAUAAUCCACAUGUUUUAAGGAAAACUGGAUUGACUUUUGCAUUUCAUUAUAGUGCUUUAGCAGCUGAGAAUAAUAGUAAAAGUAGAAAACGAAACAUGUCUUGUUAUUGUUUAAUUCAAAUACGCUUCCAUGUAGCGUCAUCCUUCAGGGUACUCUAGAAAAUGUUAAAAAUAAGGAAAAACAAAUUACGAAACCGGCGAAAGAUAAGAUUAAAAAAACGCUGGCGUUAUCAUCAUCAUCAUCAUCAUCAUUAUCAUCAUGGUUGUUGUCGUGACCAUUUUUAAAAAUAUAUCAAACUAGGGCACCGUUGUGUCGUUUAACCUUGAAUCAACGAAUGCUAGAAUCAUAAACCAUUCUCCACUUGUACCCAUGACGAAUUGAGCUGACAGUCUCCGGGAUCUUUGCUCAUCAAAAAGAUUCAAUGAUCAAGUCUGAAACUAUGAUUUUUACAUUGCAAUAACUCUUCGUAAUUUUUCUUUUUGCGCAAACGUACGAAUAUCGCAAGGCAUGGGGCUACAUAUGCUACACCCUGAUCGUAGUUCAGUCGAAACCAGCGGCGAACUGGAAUGUUGUUAUGCAGUUUACUUCGGACACAAACUUUUCCAAAGUAACUGAGAAGAAGAAGGACUAUCUAGGGUGGAGUAUAUCUGGGGUUACAAAGAGAGUGCACAAGGCCCCCUACCCCCUCCCCUCAAAAAGCAUCAUAAAUAAGUCAAACACGCUUUUUUUUUAUUAUCAUUUUUCGCUCAGGUAAUUAUAAGACAGUUGAAGUUCGAAAGCUCAAGAACUUCAACGAAGUUGAAUUUUUACGAAAUCUUCAAAUGAAUGACUGAAAUCUCGAUACUGCAUGCGAUAACUCAAAUGAUAUGGGGACGUUUGGAAACUGCUAGUAACGAGUGUUGUAGACAAGAAUGCACCUUUUAGAACAAAAAGGACCAAAAACAAAAGCUUUCCAUAGAUCAUAAAUAAAGUGUCACAUGGAAUAUAUAAAAAGGACUUUCUGAAGAGGAAAGCUACUUCUUCAAACGAUCCCUUGAUUUGGGUACAGUUCAAAGAUGAACGAAAUAAGACUAACAACCCUAUAAAGAAAGCCAAGCGUAAAAACUUUUCUGAAAUACUAGAUGCAAACAAAUGUGAUCCUCAUAAAACUUGGCGGUUCUUUAAUGAGCUUCAGUCUCCACAAAAGUAAAUCAUCUAGAGUGUCCCAAAUCAAAAUAGCUAGGAAGUCAAGUUUUCACGUCACCUGGUGUUAAAGCUGAAGCGUUCAAUAACCAUUGUACAAACAUUGGCCAAUCUCUAGCUCGCGAAAUUCCCAGUGUAGACACUGAUUCCCUUUACUAUGUAAAUCCUGUCUGAACGGAGUAUUUCUUUUCCAACGGAUCAAUGUUCAAAGAGUCAUAAAAUUACUUAAAGCUAUCGAUGUUGGCAAGGUAACCGGUCUUGACGAAAAUUCCCUAAAAAUUACAGCCGUUGUUGUUGUUUCGCCCAUUUUUAUUCAAUCCAUACUGACUGGUAUUUUCCCCUGUCAGCUAAAGUGUCACCUAUUUUUAAGAAUGGCUCCAAGUCAGACCAAAACAAUUACCGGCCAACAUCUGUUAUCCCUGCCUUAGCCAAAAUUUUUGAAAAAUUGUCUAUGAUCAACUUUACCAAUGAAAAUGGUGUUAAUCUGGUUUUUGUUCCCUACACAGUACUCUUACAGUUUUAUUAGAGACAAACGAUAACUGGUGUGUCAAUAUUGACAGAGAUCUUGUUAAUGGCGUAAUCUUCACUAUUGACACUAUUGACCCAGAGAUCAUUCUUAAAAAACUCACUAAAUACGGCGUUGACCAAGGUGCCUUGAAAUGGUUCAAAUCUUCUCUAACUAACCGUAUGCAAAGAUACAUUGCACACAGUAGGUCCUCUCUACUGUGGCGUACCCUAAGGGUCAAUAAUAGACUCCCUUCUCUUUUUGAUCUACAUAAAUGAUCUUCCAAACUGUUUGAAUGCUGGUUCUCCUAGAAUGUACGCGGACAACACUAACGUUACCUUUUCUGCACAUAGUGCACAUCAUCUCGAAUUACAGUUCAAUACUGAGUUGAAACAUAUUAAUCUCUAGCUUAAAGCUAACAAGUUAAGUCUCAAUGUCGCCUGAACAAAGUUUGCGAUUAUUAUCUCGAGGCAGAAACUGCAGACUUUAAAUGACUACACAAUCUGAACAUUAAUGUAGAUGGCGUCCAAGUAAACCAAACAACUCAUAGCAAAUCUCUUGGCGUGGCUUGCUUUAACUUAGCUUGGGUUUUCGUUUUGAGGAUGAGGUGGGUCAGGAUAUUCUAAGGCGACGCUGCAUUAGUUGGUGAAGAAAAGUUCUUAGCGACCCGUAAUUUAAAGUCAUUGUUAAAAUUUGUCAUCUGAUAUAUUGUGAGAAGCAGACCGACUUUCUAUUCUACUGAAUCGUAACUAAGCUUAACAUAAACUGAGAGAAUUUACGAGAAUUUUGCUCACAGUACAAAACCUAAACAUUUAUAAAACAAAAAGCCAUAGAAACAAAAUUAAGUGAAAUCGAAGAUUUUGUUGACAAUGGCGCUUAAUUAGUUAGAAAUGGGAAUUUCUAAGUGCACCAAUGAUAAUGUGAAGCUAACUACAGGUGGUGAAACAAUCUUAAACUAAGAAUUAUUGUGAAGGGAACAUCCUUGCCAGGGCACAGUUGAAAUCUUCCAGCUAAGCACAAACUCGUUCGAAGGGCAUCAACAGCUCUAACAUUUAAUCAUGAGCGGGUUAAGAAAACAGAAGGACUACGAUUGGAAGGACUCCAAUGUUGCGAAUAUCAAAAGCAAGGAAGACAGAGAUGUAAGUCUUCGUUUUGAACAGUUAUGGAGGAAACUCCAAAUUUGUAGAGGAACUCUAUGCAAUGUUCAAGUAGUUAAAAACAAGAGCAUUUGUGUUUUGACUUAUAUAUUCAGUUACGAUUACAUGCCGCAAAUAAAGAACCUGCUUGGAACAGAGUCGAAGAAAUUAUGUCAGACAAGCUUGGGAAAUCAACAAACAAGGAAGACCCUCAAGCAUUGAAAUUUUGGAGGGUGGAAAAAUUUCAGGUAAAAAACUUGUUUCCAGUUUCUUCAUAAAAUUAUGACUGACAGUCGUUUAAUGUUUCCAACUUUUGAAUUCGUGAUUGAAAUCCACAUUCUUUAUUUUCAUGAAAUAUGUUCGCUUUUCUGUUCAUUAUACAAAAUUAAUGUAAGAUUCUGGAAAACUGCGUCCAACUUCCCCUCCUUAACCACCAUUUUGCCCUGAGAAAGAAAUAAGCCUUAACAUUGGGUUAAGGGAGGGAGGGUUAGGUGAGGGAUAGGUUCGCAAAUCUUAUACUGAUCUGCAAUUAAGGUUUGACCCUCUUUAGCAGCACUCUGAGAACGUUUUCUCACUCAAAUACAAAGUAAUUUGUCUUGGUUCUUGAACUAACCAUGGUUUGUAAAAAAAAAAUGCCUGACAGAGUAUAACAGCCUUUAAAAAUCUGUGAAAUUUAACUUUGCAAGAUUUUAUGCGAGGGAAUUGACAACGCAUUAAUAAUUAAAACCAGAAGCAUCAACAACAUCGCUUUUUGCACCAUAAAAGGCAAAGUUUUUAAAAUUCUUUGAUGAGAGUUUUUGGCAACAAUGCGUGGUUGCUAGCCCUACUGGGAGCGUAAGGUAAGUUGGAGUAGUAUAGGUGCAUACUUUGUGCAUUUCAAAUCACACUCUGGAACAUUACAAUAAGUUCAAUUGAAUAAGACCGGCCAAGUCUUCCAGCGUUAGGUGAAUUGCAUAAUUUUGUAGCUUUUAUUAUUUAUUGCAUCAGUAGAGAUUUCAAUUAAUUAGGCUCAGUAAAUUUCCAUUCCUCAGUGACCAUAUUCAAAAAAUGGAGAUCAAUAAAAAUUUUUUAUCUCAACUUGCGUUUUUGUUUUUGUAGCCGUAUAAUUUCUAAAAAUACAGAUCGAGAUACAUUUGUAAAGCGUUUUAUUUGUAAUAAAAACAAAUCAGUCUGUUUUCAACCUAUCCCACUGGUAUUAGUAUUAUGAAGGAAAUAAAGGGAGAUGUAAAGAAUCAAUGAUAAGAGAUCUGAGCCCCAGAUGGGAUUCGAACCCAGGACCCUCCGGGUUAGAACAUCCGAUCUAGAACAAACAACGAUUUGCGAAAGGUGUUCAGAGGAACAUAACCGACAUUUUUAAGGCUUGAAUAAUUACAGAUAGCAUAAAUAUCUUUUCCAUUACAUUUUGUACUCUAGUUACUGUUUACUGCACUUGCAAAAUAGCGAAAAACGCUUUACCUUACAACUUUUAACUUGCAGCAUUGCGCUGUAGCUCGUUUCGUUUUAAAACAGUGAUUUGUCUAGGACUCUACUUACUUUGUAGCUGAGAUGUACAAUGCUGUCUGAAAGACAGUGUCUUUGUACUGUGAAUUAAAAAUUUCAGUGCAGUUUAAAGAUGAGUGUAAACCUGGUUUUAACUACCGAGCACUUAAAACUGUAAGUGGAGUCAUAAAAGUAACGUCAUCAUUGUGACCGCCUCUUCUAUACGGACACAUCUCUAAUACGGACACUUCGCUCUGUCCCUCGGUCUCUGUAUUAGAGAGGUUCGACUGUAUUGUGAACGCCUAGCAGCAAGACUGAGAACUGCCCAAAGCAUUUUUUAAUCAAUUUUCUCUGAUUAAUUUCUUCGUGGACUACACUUAAACCACUGAAACUACUGGAACUGGUUUCAUCUCCUCUUUUUAGGCUGUAAGCUUUAGUUCGAGAGAACUGGCGGAGAAUUCGACAUCAGUCUAAUACCCCUUACCAUAUAAAUCGUGAAGGUACUCCAAAAAAUUCUCUGCACAACAGCCACAGGGCACGAAGAAAAUAUACGGAGAUUUCCAUGCAGAUAUUUGAGCCGUGGUUAAACACAUUUUUUGUCAAAUCGUCCUUAUAUAAGAGUAAAGAUACUUAUCAAUACAAAUUUGGUAGCGUUAAGGUAUAUUAAUGCCGUGUUUAGACUUGAGCUUGCUACCGAGGUAUUGGAGUUAACUUACCUAGGUAAAUAUUUUGCGUGUGUAAACGCCAACUGAUACCCUGGUAAACACCGCUCAAGACAAUAGAAAGUUAACUAAGGUAAAAGUUCGGUUUGCCCUGCGAAAAGGCAUGGUUAAGGUCGGUAACCAAGGUUUGGAUGACAGAUACAUCCGCUUGCGGUCGCAUAGAAUUUCAAAUCCUGUGGUGUCGGGAUUGCGUCAGGCUCAUUCGAUCACGUUUUCGAGACCAGGUUUUCGAGACUAGGUUUUCGACCAGGUUUCCACGUUUGGUUUCGGUCUACGAAGAAGUUAUGGCAAAAACCAAAGACACAAAAGACACACCAUUCUUCAACAAAAUUUCCGUUUAAUAGAGUUUCGAACCAGAAUUGGUUUCUCGGCCACGACCACGCACGUCUAACGCGCCUUGUCUUGCGAAGGGCAAUUUGUAGCAGAAUUAAUCGCUUUCGCCUCCACCUCUUUAGGUGCUGCAAAAGUAAGAGCUGCUGCAAACUCGAUCCCUGGGUUUGCUGAUCAAGAACAAGAAAAUAAAACGCGAGGACUACAAGAGCCACAGCUUCUCUUUUAAACGCGAGCAUUUAUGCGUGGAUUUAGAAUUUGCCGCCAAUUCGAUUAGAUUGUGAUUGAUGACAGACUUACCUUAGUUAUUUGAGCCCGUAUAAACACUGUAGAAAUGUACCAGGGUUUAGUCAGUUAAUGUUUACCUUGGUAAACGCUUGAGUGUAAACACAGCAUAAGAGAGAAAAAUGCUCACUUCCGGUUGACAGAAACGUCACUAACGGUUUGGGACAGUAACAUGGCGGACGUGACAUCAUGUGAAAAGGCUCUGCGUUUUUAGAGUCUUGGAGGAAUCAAGUGUAUUGGAGGGGGGUGGGAUUAAUAUUGAUAAAGAGAAAAGAAGCAAGUACCCCCACCCACCGAGGUAGAAACCGAGUAGCCUGCAAUGUACCUUUUCAUUCAGUUAUCAAUAUAACCUUCUUUCUCAAACAAGCAUGGGAUAAAAAAAAGUCCUGUUUCUGAUGUAAAUCAUUACCAAAAUGCUGUUCCUUUUUCUCUUUAGGUAAAAGAUUGGCUUCCCGAGGACGGAAAGGUGGUAAAAUUCUACAAGGGAGACUCGUACAUCAUCCUUCAUGCUGAAUACAAAAAAGAUCCUCAGGGAAGACUCAGAAAGGAAGUUAGUAUAGAUAAGCUGAACUGCUUAAUCAACAAAAUGGGUUUAUACAAUAAUGUCAUAAGGCAUUUGAUGCUCUACACAGGCAAGUCGUAGAUCCCCAGGUCAGGGGCAGGACAAGGAGGUCCUUUGCCUAACGGGCAGUUUGGUUUCCUUCCGAUCAAUACCCUGAGCUUCACAUCAAUGCACUUAAAAAAUCAUCGGAACUUUCAAAAAAGCCAGACGAGAACCUCCUUAUUGUAUAGCAAUAACCUUGAGUGGCAUUAACUGAAUGUUCUCUUUGAAUUGAAUUUUUUCAGGCUGUAGACUAUGACAUCCAUUUCUGGAUUGGAAAAACGUCCACACAGGAUGAGUACGGAACAGCUGCUUACAAAACAGUUGAACUAGAUAGUAAAGUAAGAAACAAAAUAUUAUAAUUAACGCACUAAUGAUAACGAUAACGAUAUAACGAUAAUGAUAACGAUAUAAUGAUAACGUACCCAAUAAAAUAAGUAAUCGAUCCUUGACCUUCAAGCAAAGUAAGUCAGAUCAGUUCAAAUCUGCUUGGCACUGGUUUUUCUUUUUAUUUCGAGCUUGGCAUUACAGUGGCAUUGGUUGUAUUUCUUGCUUAUAAUACUGUUUGCAUUCUUCAAGCGCUUGUACCGGUUGCAUUUCCCGCGUCUGGCACCGGUUGCAUUUUUUCUGCGCUUGCAGCUCAAAGCACUGAAACAUAGCAUUUCCAACCGAACGUUUCUCACUCCGAAAAAGUUAAUUAGCCAUGUGAAGCGAAGACACCUGCUAUGGAAAUGUUCUUUAUUAUUCAAUUCUGCAGUUGGGAGAUGAAGCGGUGCAACAUCGGGAAGUUGAGGGAUGUGAGUCUGACGAUUUCAAAGAAUAUUUUAAGAAGAUGGGAGUAAAAUUCGAAACCAUUGAAGGCGGGUGAGUUGAGUUAAAGCUGGAACUGUAUGGCAUUACGGGAUUGCCCCUCAAUUUGCUUAAAUCAUGUUUACCCCAUAGGCAGCAUCAGUUUAUUGUACAUAAAAGCAGCAUUUCAAAAUCCAAACGGUAACCUGUGUAGUACCUCAGGGGUCUGUGUUAGAUCCUUCACUGUUUCUUAUGUAAAUUAAAGAUAGCCAUUGAGCUACAAGUGUGCGCUGAUGGCACUUUAGUCAGUGCUGCAUCAGAAUUCGGCGACUCUAGGCGUUUCUUCAUGGAUAAAUCAAGACUUAGUUCACACUAGAAAGAGAUUAUUGUACGAUAUUUAUAAUUACCUAUCACGGCUAAGGCACGAGAUCAGUAGAUAUCUCCUUAAACUUCUUAAAUGGGAUAAUCUAGCCUCGUAAAAGGGCCAAGAACAACCUUUUUCCUAUGAGCUGCGAAGGUAAUCCAAACAAAUCUUGCACUUGGCUAGAGGAAAAACCUUUAAAAGUUCUUUAAAAUCUGAGAGCACUAAGUUCUUAAAAAAUAUUCCUGUUAUUGCUUCUUUUAUAAGUAUUUGGUAUUUGAAUUAUAAGUAUUUGAAUAUUACAGAGGAAGAAAUUUGUCGACAUAAUGUCGUGCUUUUGUUUGUUCUUUAAUGAAAUUGUACUUAUUUACAUACGGCUUUCCCGUAAAUGCGUUUUUUAACUUACUGAAGCUACCGUAAAGACAUAAAGGCGAUUGAUUCAUUUUUUUUCCUUUUCACGUUAACAGCAUUGCCUCUGGAUUCAGGCAUGUUGAAAUCGGAGCUGUUGACAAGGCAGUCACUGUGGUACAUUACAAACCGUCAGCUCAAAAGAAGGAUCAGUUCCAGGAAAUUUUUAUGGAAUAUGAAAGGAAGAAUCUGUGCUGUGAUGAUGGAUUUUUGAUAAUAUUCUGCCAUGAUCGUUAUUACAAGGUACAUUUCUGUUUCUAUCAAAUAAUUAUAAAUAUUCGAGUUAUCGUCUGUUCUUCAAUUCACUUGUCCGGCGCUCGAUACAAAACUACAGUGUCUGGCUAUAUAUCUUCUAGAUGCUGUAAUGGGACACCCAAUGAAGUCCAUUCUCAUCAUCAUACCGCGAUUAUGAUUCACAAGAUUACACACAAAAAGCUUCCCCCUGGGGGAUUUCACCUAACUCGUAAAACUGCGGCUUACAACCUCAGAGACUCUAACUUAAUUUAGCACUGGAAAUCCAACACCGAAUACCUGAAAAAGAGCUUUUUGCAUAGCGGUGCAAAGUCGUGGAAUUCUCUCCAAACUAUGAUUAAAGCCUGAACCGUCUUUCUUGGUUUUAAGAAAUCUUUGCGCAGUCACGGUCUCCAGGGCACUAAUUAAUUUUAGUUGUCUACCUGCCUACCCUUAUACCUGUCUACCCCUCCAUUAAGCUGUCUGUCAGUCCUUCCACCCCUCCAUCCGUCUGUCCGUACGUCAAUCCACUUAUCCCUCUGUCCUUCCUGUCCGUCCGUCCGCCCAUCUAGCUAUCUAUACCUAUAUCUGUUUGAUUAUCUGUCUGUAUGUCUUCGUCUCUAUCUAUUCAGGUACCUCUCUCUGAGAUAAACAAAUCCUUUAUUUAAACACCAUAACAAUUAAACACAAGCACGUAAAAGCUUGUGAGACCGUGUAAAUCACAACCCGCCAUGAUACGUUCUUGUUGAUACAUUUUUGACCAAAAAAGAGACUGAUAGUUGGCGCAAGCAGGGGUUUCACAUUGUAACUGAGAUAUUUUCAUCGGGUACACGACGACCACGCGCACACUUAUAGCGAACGCAAAGUAGACAGGUUAGAAAUUUUCAAACAAAACUGGACCAUUAUGUUUGGGUUUUCUUUGACUCCAAUGUACUUUUAGGACAAAAAGCAACACCAAAUAUGGUGAGUCAGCUGCCUUACGGUCAACCGAUACAUAACUUAUUGUUUAUUUUUUUCUAGUUAAAGGGUAAGAAUGUUCCAUUAGCCUUCAACGAGCAACCGAUCAUCAACGCCAUAAAGGCGUUUCAGGUAUCACUAACUUAACAUACAUAUUAAUAAAAGUAAUAAUACGGUUGUUUUAAUUAAGAUCAAGAUAGGAGGCCGGUUAGUCUCUCAAAGAAAAGCCUACAUGCGACUAACAGAGUUGCGGUGAUUAAGACCCUGCUAGUAGCUGCUAAUGGUAACCUAAAGUACGUUUCAACGUCAAACAAAAACAGACCUACAAAUAUUUGCGUCUACUUUUUAUGUUAUUUACAGCUCCGUAAAUAUGAUUAAAAUAUUUGAGUCAACAUCAGUAAGAUUAUCCAUCGUUUCCUUCCUUACAGGAAACAAAGUAUCCCAAAGCAUUCACGGCGGAAACUUUCGGUAAGACUUAAUAUAAUAAGUCAGUUUACUACCGUAUUCACUAGCGCCUUGAAUCAAAUAAUCACUACAGGAGCAAGACGGUCCUUGUGUUCGGUGUUCAAGACAUCCUUGACGUAAAGCCCGUAACCAAUAUUUUAAAAUGAUUUUACCCACCGUAGAAAAAACAAAUUUUAAUUGGCCAUUCCGAGUUCCAAAACCCUUACUUUCAAAACGAGGCUGAUUCAAAAUCUUUCUUGAGAAAAUGAGUUACAUUUGCAUGAGAAUAAAGAAUCAUUUUUUUAUAAAUGGCUUCGCACUUAGCCUCGCUUUAAAACAGAGGCUGCAGGCAACUCGGAAAAGGCCCAAUCCUAUGGUAAUUUUCAACAGAUAUCGCUUCAAAUUGUGCGAGAAAAAAACAAAGGGAAAUGAACUAAAGCUGCCUUAUAAACGAACUGUAGUGUCUCAUAAACUUUGAAACAUGAGGCGCAGACGGUAGGUUUUAGACUGUCAAAAAAGCACGAAAUGCAGUUUUAUUGAACAGUUUAUCCUCUAAAGCUUCGUGAAAAUAAGAAUUUAUCCUCUACUCUUCUUAAUUUGUCUCCUUUCAUUCUUAUAUAGAUCUGGUUCUUCCAACAAUCCUGAGUUAUAAGAUUACUUAGACUAGGAAUCUGAACGAAUUCUUUAGGAGUUUUUACAUGUUGUUUGCUCUAUUACAGACAGUCAAGAGGAACUCGAAAAAAGUGACAUCUACAAGGUAGCCAUUUUAGUUGGGGUCAUUAGUUAGAGUGAAAAUAAGGGCUCAAAAAGCAAGAAAUUCUUUCUGUGGGUCAAAAUUUUAUUAAUAUUUAGUAUAUACUAAAACAUUGGUUAGUGUUUUUUCCUACUUUCCUGGCGCGCUUUUAGUGUCUGUCACGUGUACUGACUAUAAGCUCUCAAUGGCUAAUUUCUCAGACACUUAGCGCUAAUUGCGCUUGUUUAAGAAGUCCUGCUCUUUUCAUUAUUAAACUGAUAAGGAGGCUAGAAUUAAGAGGAUCUUAAAAGAAUAAUAAAAAAUUUUAAAAGUGAAGUUAAGGGGCAUUUUGUUUCCUUUCUAUUGACAGAAAUCUCCCCAGUUUGUUGUAAAGUUGGUCAGGUAUGUUGUUAUAAACCAUCUCUCUCCUAACAGAAAGGCUUACUUCCUACGUUUUUAUUACAGGACGCCAUUCCUUCUAGUCUAAUCAAAUUAAACACCACUUUUUGUCCAAUUCUAAACCUUUUAUUUAAAACGGACAGGAGAUUGCCUAGCAACAACAGGAUGUAGCUCCCAUGUCCCAACCGAAAACUCAUACCGUCAACUCUUUCCUAGACGAACACCUUUAAGAUCGGCAAUAAGUGCCCGUCUUAGAGAGAUGUUCGUUUUAUAGAGUGUCAACUGAAAGGAGUAAAGAAAGGCAGGGACCAACUCUAGGUGUCCGUUAGGUAGGGAGCCUCUCUUAGUGUUCGUUUUAGCGAGGAAUUUGUCUUAUAGAGAGUCAACUAAACUAACGAACUGCAGGAACCAACUCUAGGCGUCCGUUUUAGCGAGGCGUCUGUUGAGAGAGAGGUGACUGUGUAUCGUGAACCCCGCACUACGGACACUGUGACAGGGUCCCUUUGGUGUCUGUGUUUAGUAACCGGGUUCCACUGUACUCUAUUUAUACAGAGUGACAGGCACUGAGACGAAGGAAUUUGGCUUCAAGGUCGAAGGAGAAUUCAAUGACUUACAGGAUUUUGUAGAUGAUGCAAAGAAAUUGGAUAGGGAUGAUGGUACGUUACUCUUCCGGCAUCCUUGGAGUCCGAGGGGUAUUCAUUCAAUGGAUGGGGGAAUUUAGAUCGUUGAUACGUACUACUCGCUUAUUGGGCAGAAAAAUAUCGCCAUUUUACUUACUUAACCCGCGCAAAUGUAAUCAUACGGGGUAAAAAGUAAACAAAAGAGAAGAGCGACAUUAGAGUGUAAUACUGCGUAUAAGUCUACUAUCUAUUUCAUGGGUUAAUUUAAAAUGAAUCUUAAAAAAAACAUAUUUCUGCCCAAUCACGAAGCACCAUUCCGUAAGAAUAAUUGUCCUGGGGCCCUUUCGUUUAUUUUUCAAGAGUUCAGCCGGUUUUUGUUAAAAACCUCCAGAUGAUCCCGACUUAAUGCCCCUUGGUCUCCGGGUUUGGUUGCUGUGUCGGUAGUAAUUGAACGGUUAUUUUGAAGGGCUCAGCUUAACCAUUUAGCCCUUAUUACGGACUGCAAAAGGUCAGUUUCUAGAGAUUUGCCUACAUGGUAGAGAUUAUACGAGUUACGAUGUUAUAGAGGGGGACGAAAAUGUUUUUCCUCUUUAUUACAAGCCUGUUAAUCUCGGAAAACACAAUCAUAAGCAGCAGGAGUCAUAGUUUUCGCAUCGUCCUGAAAAAUGCCAGAAAAUAAAAUGAUACUCAACUUCAUAAAUGUGUUGCGAACUGUCAUCAAAACCUUUUCGUCCUCGUUAGCCUGAUAAGAGGCGUUUUAGGAGAGUAAACGACGGCUAUGAAGGACAAAAGGCCCCCACAACGACAAAAACACGUUCCAUGUAUAAAUCCACGUUAAUUUGACUUAACGCAUGCGCAGGAGCGGAUUUUGUUGUCUCCUGCUUGGUUUAAAAGUUUGAGAAAAUAUCAAAGCGACAGAAAAGAGAAGGACUUGUUGUAAUUUUAAGUUUUUUUCUUAAAGUCUUCCUCAUCGAGACAGAUGGACGCCUGUUUGUGUGGAUCGGUAAGGAUGCCAGCUCAAAAGAGAAGCAAAAUGCCAUGUCUUACGCACAAGUAAGUGACGAAGCAACGUUUAAUUGUCAUCGUAUAAAAUUGUGAAACGUUUGAAAAGGCAGCUACCUUGAAUACCAAAGAGCUGAUUUUCUUUUGCGACACCUUUAUGAUAUUUUGUCAACUGACUGCCUGCACUGUUUGACUAGUCGUUUCUCAAUCUGUUGGAGCGAGAGGACAUGCGUCUGUUCGAUCUGAAAUGAUUUUAUAACCAUUAUCUUAUAACUACUAUAUGUGCAAGAAAGGUACAGAAGGUAUUUAAGAAGAACUCCCUUGGUUUGGAAAAACAGUCUUAAAAACAUUAUUACCGUCUAGAAUUCGCAAACACCCACCAUGGUCAAAGGGAUCUACAUCUUUGGAAGAGCUUUACGUAUAAACUCGUAAUUCAACACUCUAGUUUCUAUCGUUUUGUUUUAUUAUUUCCUACAGAAAUACUUGGAUACUCUGGCCCAGAAUAAGAUGAGUGGCAUCACUGUUUAUAAAGAUGAAUGUGGAAAAUGUCCACCUUUUGUCAAAUCAUUGAAAAAUAAAAGAGGUAAGUCAAUUGCUAUUAAAUUAUAAGGAACAAACAAGCUGUCGCUAUAAUAAAGUGCAACUUACAUCUGAUAUAAAAGACAUUACGAAGGUAACGACGACAACAUGGUGAUGACGCUGAUGAAAAUCAUUACGACAAAGACGACGAUGAUGAUGAUGACGAUGACGAUGACGACAACAACGACGACGACGACGAUGAUGACGGUGACAAUAGCGACGCCGACGCCGACGCCGAUGACGAUGACGACGACGAAGAGGCAAUAG